AUGACCGAUAGGGCGACAUUUGAACCUCAGGAGCCUCAGGAGCCCGAGACCGCCCUGCAUCAAGACCGCCCUGCAUCAACACCGCCCUGCAUCAACACCGCCCUGCAUCAAGACCGCUCUGCAUCAACACCGCCCAACGUCAACACCGCCCUGCAUCAAGACCGCCCUGCAUCAAUACUGCCCUGCAUCAAGACCGCCCUGCAUCAAGACCGCCCAGCGUCAAGACCGCCCUGCAUCAACACCACCCUGCAUCAACACCGCCCUGCAUCAAUACCGCCCAGCGUCAAGACCGCCCUGCGUCAAGACCGCCCAGCCACCCUGCAUCAACACCGCCCUGCAUCAAGACCGCCCUGCAUCAACACCGCCCUGCAUCAAGACCGCCCUGCAUCAAGACCGCCCUGCAUCAAGGCCGCCCUACAUUGUGACCGCCCUGCAUCAAGACCGCCCAGCGUCAAGACCGCCCUGCAUCAACACCACCCUGCAUCAACACCGCCCUGCAUCAAUACCGCCCAGCGUCAAGACCGCCCUGCGUCAAGACCGCCCAGCCACCCUGCAUCAACACCGCCCUGCAUCAAGACCGCCCUGCAUCAACACCGCCCUGCAUCAAGACCGCCCUGCAUCAAGACCGCCCUGCAUCAAGGCCGCCCUGCAUCAAGGCCGCCCUACAUUGUGACCGCCCUGCAUCAAUACCGCCCUGCAUCAAGGCCGCCCUAUACUGUGACCGCCCUGCAUCGACACCGCCCUGCAUCGACACCGCCCUGCAUCGACACCGCCCUGCAUCGACACCGCCCCGCAUCGACACCGCCCUGCAUUGCGACCAUCGUGAUCGCUCUGCAUCGCAACUGUCUGUAA
Periophthalmus magnuspinnatus is the source of this 852-nucleotide messenger RNA. RefSeq lists its product as uncharacterized. NCBI's taxonomy places the organism in Eukaryota, Metazoa, Chordata, Actinopteri, Gobiiformes, Gobiidae. The record is from RefSeq and is a predicted model, not a curated record. The coding region runs from base 1 to 852 and encodes 283 amino acids. The transcript is spliced from 3 exons.